AUGUCCGCCGGAACAGCUCCAAGCGUCUCUCCACAGAAUGCGAAGAAGAGACGUGGCAAGGGAGAGGCCGCUGCCGUAGCUGCUCCCGUGUCUGUUGCUGCCUCCAACACUGACGCGCCCAGUGUCUCCGGUGAAGGAGCUGCGGCCAACGGACAGCACGAACCCAGCUUUCUCAAGGAGCUCCAGAAAAAUCUUCGAAACACCACCAAGAAGCUGAACGCAACCGCCAAAGUCGACGCCAUCAUUGCUGAAAACCCUGGCAAGACCCUCGAAGAGCUCGUAGCUCUCAAGAAGAUCAAUGCGGACCAGAAAGCCCAGGCGCUCAAGAAACCUGCUCUCCAGGAGUCCAUUGCUCACAUCGAAGAGCAGAUUGCUCAAUACAAACAACUCGAAGCAUACUAUGAAGAGCAACAUGCCAAAGAAAAGGCAAAGCUCGAGGCUCAGCAUAAAGAAGAACUCGAAUCACUUAAGAAGAACCUUGUCACUGAGUCGGAACAGAACGAUGAGAAACGAUUCAAGGAACGGUUGCUGGUGCUCAGCCGUUUCCUCCGUGCAGCUGCUAAUAAGAGGGGUGUUGCUGAUGAACAUUCCGUCGAGGCUCGUGGGUUUGAGGGCUCCUUGUACCAGGUCUACGGUGGAACAGAGCAGGCAGUCGAGGCUAUGAUCAAGUUGAUCGACGGUACAGACGACAAAGUCCCCAGCGUUGAGUCCGAGAUUCUCGACAUCACAUACGCACAAAUCAAACGCAUCUCUCUGGAAGAUUCCUCUCAAUCCACUGGUGAAGCUGUCUGGACGGAGGAACAAGCCGCUGCUGCUUCUACUAACGUACUCCAAACCGAUCCAACAGUCGCCAAUGCCGGCCUGACUGAAGUACAAGACCCAUCUAUCUCGCAAGUCGCAGCUACAAACGGCUCACAGUCUACUGCUGCACUACUUGCCGAAGAACCAGCCCCUGUCCAAGCAACUACAGAGAACGUUGCGGCUAAUGAACUUGCGCAAUCUGUGUCAACAGCUGGAUGGGACCCGAACCCCAUGUCCACUUCUACCGUCACGGAGGAAUGGGUUAGCGUCCAAGUUCCUGGAACUGGCACAGCGGCUGAAGCUUCUGUCGCUGCUGAAGCUGCUUCUCGCCCACCGCUCCAGCCUACCGAUAACUGGAAGGAAGAAGUUCCUGCUUCAGCUACUACCUUGCCUAAUCCCGCCAAACAAGUUGACGGUUUCGAACGAGUCCACCAUCCUCGUGGACGCGGUAGAGGACACCGCGGUCGUGGCCAAGGCCAGCGCGGCGGCGGAGAGCACCGUGGACGCGGCGGCUUUAACCGUGGCGGAGGCGAGUUCCGCGGCCGCGGACGUGGCCGUGGUGGUGAACACCGAGGAAGCGGAAAUGGCAACGGGCAUCGUGGACGGCCUGCCCAAGCUCCUGCUGCCGCUGGUGAUGCCUAG
Molecule: messenger RNA, 1443 nt
Organism: Microsporum canis CBS 113480
Lineage: Eukaryota; Fungi; Ascomycota; Eurotiomycetes; Onygenales; Arthrodermataceae
Exons: 4
Coding region: 1-1443 (480 amino acids)
Source: RefSeq, a predicted model, not a curated record